Helobdella robusta is the source of this 1311-nucleotide messenger RNA. RefSeq lists its product as hypothetical. The transcript has 11 exons. The record is from RefSeq and is a predicted model, not a curated record. Gene Ontology annotation, cellular component: TRAPPIII protein complex. The coding region runs from base 1 to 1311 and encodes 436 amino acids. Lineage: Eukaryota; Metazoa; Annelida; Clitellata; Rhynchobdellida; Glossiphoniidae.
AUGCGACUGACCAAACCAACUCUGAGUUCUUCCUCAUCUUCCCUCCUUCAAUGCGACCCCAGAGAUAUGCCCAACAACUCCUUCGAGAUAAACGCUAAAUUGGAGACAGAUGUUCUCCCAAACUUCAACAACAUCUCCCUGGGUAGAUGCAUCAUUUUGCCACAAAAUUUUGGAAAUAUAUUUUUAGGUGAGACAUUCACCAGCUACAUUAGUGUAAAUAAUGAAAGUGAUCAGAUAUGCACAGACGUUCAAAUCAAGGCUGAGUUGCAAACAAGUUCGCAACGACUUGUGUUGAAUGUCCCCGGUCAAACGAGGUCAGAACUUCAGCCCGGUUCCAGCAUCGACGAGAUCAUUCAACAUGAAGUCAAGGAACUGGGUACACAUAUACUUGUUUGUGCAGUGAACUACAACACACCUCAUGUUGAAAAGAUGCACUUUAGAAAAUUCUUCAAAUUCCAUGUUUUGAAACCCCUAGAUGUGAAAACAAAAUUUUACUCGGUUGAGUCCGAUGAAAUUUUCUUGGAGGCCCAACUGCAGAAUAUAACACCUAACCCAAUGUUUCUUGAAAGGGUGUCUUUGGAACCUUCCAGCCCAUACAAAGUUGAAUCACUCAAUGAUGUGCAUACCGUGACUGGUUCUAACCAGACCAUCUUCGACCCUGUCGUCUUCAUCAACAGCCAGGAUACAAGGCAGUAUCUCUACAAGCUAACCAUGCAAAGACAACCAGCAACAACGACAUCCAACAACAACAACAACACUUAUGGACUUUUCAACAUUGGAAAACUUGACAUUGUUUGGAAAUCAAACAUGGGUGAACGGGGUAGAUUACAGACCAGCCAAUUGCAAAGAGUUGCCCCAGGUACAGGUGACCUUAAGGUCAAAGUCAUAAGGUCACCUGCAGAGGUCAUGGUAGGGGUCAUUUAUUCUGUGGCCGUUUCUAUUACUAAUUGCUGUGAACGACCAAUGGAUCUAGUAGUAUCAUUACACAGCAAUCACAGGCAAGGUUAUGCUUGGUGUGGUCUCAGCGGCCAGCCAAUAGGAAGGCUCGAAAUCGGGGCGAGUACUGUCCUUGACCUUGAAAUUAUGAUACUCAUCACUGGCCUGAUUAGCGUAUCAGGCCUUCAUAUCACCGACCAAUUCCUGAAGAGAACUUACGAGAACGAUGACGUCUUCCAACUUCUAGCUUACGACGGUCACGGCUAUGAUUACGACGACGACGAUCAUUAUGACGUCACCAAUGGUGGUGGUGUCGAUAAUGAUGCCAAUGUUCGAGCCGGUGGAAAAAAUUUUGAGAAAUUUUGUGGUAGCUGA